GUUUUGUUGUGAGAUUAGAGAGAGAUGCUACAACCUUUAAGUCCCCACUAAAGAUUAGUUAAUGCCUUUAAGAAAGAAAUAUUUGCCAACCGUCAUGAAAAGCAGCAGAAGAAGAAGUAGUCACUUCCGUUGAACAUAUUUGUUUUCAUUUUUUGGGGGGGGGUGGGGGGGUGGAAUUGUUUUAUUUCCUUUGUUGUUGUUGUGAAAUUAAAGAAAGGGAGAGAAAAAGAAAGAAUAAAUCCGUAGUCCACAUUUCGGAUUAGUUGGUGGCGGUAGUGCACCUCGCCAACCUCCAUUAAAAGUAAAAGAAGAAGAAGGAGGAGCGCGUCACUUCCGGUUAGCUAAAGCGUGUCGCGUGCUAUAAGGAACAAUGGCCGAGGAGAGUAAACCCGAGGACUACCCGCAGGAGAUAGACGAGCAGCUCGCGAGCUUCGGCUCCUCGGUGUGUUCCGUGAGGACCAUGCUGGAGAAGCUGACGUCGAUGCCCAGGAACGAGCUGCUGAAGCUGGAACCUUUGGAUCAAGCCAAGCUGGAUCUGAUGUCUGCCUACACCCUCAAUUCAUUAUUCUGGAUGUACUUGGUGACACAGGGAGUCAAUCCCAGAGAACACGCAAUCAAACAGGAGCUGGCGCGAAUCCGGACGUACAUGAACAAAGUGAAAGAGAUCACUGACAGGAAGAAGAUGGCCCGUCUGGAUAAAGACGCGGCCGGCCGCUUCCUGAAGAGCGCGCUCUACGACCCCAAGGAGAAGGACUUCAGGAGGAAAGCGCCGCACGAGGUGCCGCACGAGGCGCCACACAGGACGCCGCACAGAACGCCACUCGGGACGCCACUCGGGACGCCGCUCGGGGUGCCGCUCAGGGCGCCGCACGGGACGCCGUCCGGCGCGACCAAGUCCAAGCGCCCGAAGCGGAGCUGAGGCUGGACAGUGAGUUUUAUACUGUGUGUUUUCCAGCAAUCGUCACGUCAGCAACGCUUUAAAUUUAGAAAAAUUAGUAAAGAGAAACUAAUUAGUCUCUACAGGUAUUGAAAUAUGUGACGUAACAUUAUUUCGAUUCUUCUUCUAGACGAAUGAGAAAUGUGAAUUAGUUUUUUCUUAAAAGUGAUUCUAUGAAUCAUUUUUUAAAAAGAUGUUUUUUACACAUCAAACAUUUACUGAAAGACACUGACUUUUGGUAAUAUUUACAUAAACUCUAAACAAAC
This is a messenger RNA of Pseudoliparis swirei, 1203 nucleotides long. It is a transcript of the gene c1d, whose product is annotated as C1D nuclear receptor corepressor. Gene Ontology annotation, biological process: maturation of 5.8S rRNA; regulation of gene expression. Gene Ontology annotation, cellular component: exosome (RNase complex); nucleolus. Lineage: Eukaryota; Metazoa; Chordata; Actinopteri; Perciformes; Liparidae. Gene Ontology annotation, molecular function: DNA binding; RNA binding. Bases 371 to 919 code for a protein of 182 amino acids. The transcript has 5 exons. The record is from RefSeq and is a predicted model, not a curated record.